UACAGAGGUCAAUCAUCAUUGUUCAUCUGGCAACGCUGUUUCAGCCAAUAGCAGUAAGCAGGAAAUGGUCACGUGUGUGCACGUUUGCUGCUGAUACUUCCGGGUUGAUAGCCAAUAGGAGAUACCCAAAACAGGGUCACAUGUGCGGUGUGUCGCGAUAAACGUGUCGCUUCUACAAACACAAGCCGCUGGGAGCAGUGACGAUGGGCCGCCUGGAUGGGAAAGUGAUUGUGUUGUCAGCCGCCGCGCAGGGGAUUGGACGUGCUGCCGCAGUAGCCUUUGCAAGGGAGGGAGCACAAGUCACUGCAACUGAUAUUAAUGGAGAGAAGCUCAAAGAACUGGAUGCCAUUCAAGGGAUUAGGACCAAAGUGGUGGAUGUGACCAAGAAAGACCAAGUGGAGGCCCUGGCCAAGGAACAUGAUCACGUAGAUGUCCUGUUCAAUGUCGCAGGGUUCGUGCAUCAUGGCUCCAUCUUGGACUGUGAAGAGGCCGACUGGGAUUUCACCAUGGAUGUCAACGUCCGGAGCAUGUACCUUAUGUGCAAGGCUUUCCUGCCCAAGAUGCUUGCAAGAAAGUCAGGAAACAUCAUUAACAUGGCAUCGGUCGCAUCAAGCAUAAAAGGUGUGGUAAACAGGUGUGUGUACAGCACCUCCAAGGCAGCCGUGAUUGGCCUCACCAAAUCUAUAGCUGCCGAUUUUAUCGAGCGAGGCAUCCGCUGUAAUUGCGUUUGUCCUGGCACUGUUGAUACGCCAUCACUAAGGGGUCGGAUCCAGGCCCAACCUGACCCAGAAAAGGCUUAUAAGGAUUUUAUGGCCAGGCAGAAAACAGGAAGAAUGUGCACAGCGGAAGAGGUGGCCUACCUGUGUGUGUACCUGGCCUCUGAUGAAUCAGCCUAUGUGACUGGCACUGAGCACAUCAUCGACGGAGGAUGGAGGCUUUGAAGAACACGCAGAAAACAUUUUACUAUUUAGUUGUAGAUGCUGUGUUAAGACUCAUGGAUGGAAAUCAAUAUUUGAUCAUAUCUCCAAGUUUUGAU
Molecule: messenger RNA, 1036 nt
Organism: Dunckerocampus dactyliophorus (ringed pipefish)
Lineage: Eukaryota; Metazoa; Chordata; Actinopteri; Syngnathiformes; Syngnathidae
Gene: bdh2
Product: 3-hydroxybutyrate dehydrogenase, type 2
Exons: 10
Coding region: 204-941 (245 amino acids)
Biological process (GO): siderophore biosynthetic process
Cellular component (GO): cytoplasm
Molecular function (GO): 3-hydroxybutyrate dehydrogenase activity
Source: RefSeq, a predicted model, not a curated record